GCCCAAAUCCAAUCCAUUUCCUCACCUCCAAAAUCAAAAAACACACACACCCCCUCCAUCUUCUCCGCACAAAACAAACACCAUCAAUGGCUUCUUCCACCGCCUGUUUCUUGCGCCACCCCGCGCCAUCUGCGCACCCGAGGGCUAGCCCAUCGCACCGCGUGGCCGCCAAGGUGGGCCAGUUGGUGGUGUGCAGGGCUCAGAAACAGCAAGACACUGAGGAGGCUCAGGCCUUGACCGUGUCGCGCAGGUUGGCGCUCACUGUGCUGGUGGGCACGGCGGCGGUGAGCACCAAGGUGUCCCCUGCUGAUGCUGCCUAUGGAGAAGCUGCGAACGUGUUCGGGAAGCCGAAGACAAACACAGACUUCUUGCCGUAUAAUGGAGAUGGAUUCAAGCUGUUGAUCCCCGCAAAGUGGAACCCCAGCAAGGAGGUGGAGUUCCCGGGCCAGGUACUCAGAUACGAAGACAACUUCGACCCGAACAGCUACGUCAGCGUCAUGGUCACCCCAAACAGCAAGAAGACCAUCACUGAAUAUGGAUCUCCUGAAGAAUUCCUCGCCCAAGUUGAUUAUUUGCUUGGGAAACAGAAUUUUGGCAAAACUGAUGCAGAGGGUGGAUUCGAGCCCGAUGCUGUGGCCACUGCAAACAUCUUGGAAACCGCAACCCCUGAGAUUGAUGGAAAGAAAUAUUACAGCAUUUCAGUUCUAACUAGGACUGCAGAUGGCGAUGAGGGUGGCAAGCAUCAAUUGAUUAUAGCUACUGUGUCUGAUGGCAAAUUGUACAUAUGCAAGGCACAAGCUGGUGACAAGAGAUGGUUCAAGGGUGCGAGGAAGUUCGUCGAGAGCACCUGCAAGCUCCUUCAAUGUUGCUUGAAUGGUGAUAUCUUGAAAAGGAGAGAUCCUCCUUCUAAAACCUAAACUAAAAUAUUCAUCCCCCAUGUUUAAUAGUAAUGUUGUGUAUUCUUCGGGUUUUGGGCAUCAUAAAGGAAUCCUCAUGUUAUGCUUUAGAUGUUUUCUCAGGUCCCUAUGUAAGAACGAAUGUAUGGCUUGUUAAUGACCCCAAUUUCAGAGUGAAUCUAUAGUUCUGCAAUCUCCAUUUAGAAUGUAGUAGAGUUCACAAGGUACAUUGUUUAAGUUUCAAUA
Amborella trichopoda is the source of this 1142-nucleotide messenger RNA. It is a transcript of the gene PSBP-1, whose product is annotated as photosystem II subunit P-1. Gene Ontology annotation, biological process: photosynthesis. Gene Ontology annotation, molecular function: calcium ion binding. Gene Ontology annotation, cellular component: extrinsic component of membrane; photosystem II; photosystem II oxygen evolving complex. The record is from RefSeq and is a predicted model, not a curated record. Lineage: Eukaryota; Viridiplantae; Streptophyta; Magnoliopsida; Amborellales; Amborellaceae.